AUGCCUCGUGGAACACACCGGGGCAUCUGGAAGCCUUUGCCGAAAGACAUCUUCAAGUCCCGAUGGAAAGCUUUCUACAAGCGCUGUUUCAGGCCUCGCAGCGUGGGAAACACGGUGGACAGAAGGCCGCCACACAUCCAGGCUACUUUCACCGAAGACGUGCCCUCUCCGUGGAAGUUCCAUCUAUACCCAAAGCAGGCCCCCGAGCAAACCAGCCCCCUCGACAGCACUGCCUUCAGAGCAUACAGAAGUACCAUUGGCAAUUACUUGCGGCCAGCCUACGCAGCCUCUGAGGGAACCGCAAGCGAUGUGGUCCUUCGCUGUCUGGAUGCGGGCCGUAGGGGCUCAGGCUCCUUGUCUGGGCUCGGAAGACUGGAGGCCGCCUGGGGGAUGCAAAUGGGUGGCAGUGGCAGGGACUCCCUUGCUCCGCAGCACAUACACGGAGUGCUGAAGAAGCUUUGUGGGCAGAAUCCCGACGAAGUCAUCGCCAAGCAGACCCGGUUCUUCCAGGUCAGGAGGUUAAUGCACUUGCUGGAAGAGCAGGACGACACGCAAGGGAUAUGCGAUUGCGUAGAGUUGAUCACCGGAGCUUCUCCAGAAGCCUUGCUGCAGUGCUGCACAGGAAAUCGUUUGGUCAAGUGGCAGGCGUUUGCAAACGAGGCUAGCCGCCAG
Symbiodinium necroappetens is the source of this 672-nucleotide messenger RNA. NCBI's taxonomy places the organism in Eukaryota, Dinophyceae, Suessiales, Symbiodiniaceae. The record is from the annotation of a GenBank genome assembly.